CUCUCACCGCUACCUCGACCUUCUUCCUUGCCCGUCCUCUCGACCUACCCACCUAACUCGCCCAACUCUCUAACCUCAUACAAUGGCACCCAAACCCGCUUCCACUGCCGGCAAGGCCCCUGCUUCUACUGCUUCCAAGGCUCCAGCCAAGUCGACUGAGGGCACCAAGGCCGCGAAGAAGACCUCUAAAACCGCUGCCUCCACCGGGGAGCCUGGCGAGAAGAAGAAGAGGCGCAAGGUCCGCAAGGAGACCUACUCUUCUUACAUCUACAAGGUGCUCAAGCAAGUGCACCCCGAUACUGGUAUCUCCAACAAGGCUAUGGCUAUCCUGAACAGCUUCGUCUCUGAUAUCUUCGAGCGUAUCGCGACCGAGGCUUCCAAGCUUGCCGCAUACUCCAAGAAGUCUACCAUCUCUUCUCGUGAAAUCCAAACCGCUGUCCGCCUCAUCCUCCCUGGUGAACUCUCGAAGCACGCUAUCUCCGAGGGUACCAAGUCUGUCACCAAGUAUUCGAGCGCAGCUGCCAAGUAAAUUGGCUAUGGCUUCGGUUACUUGUUGGUGGUAGUUGCGUUGUGGUCGCAUGCGACGUGGAUUGUUCUGUCUCCCCGAUCUUCUUUCGAUCUGUUUAUUCACUCGGCUUCUACUCGUUUCCUGUUGCCUUUCAUAUGUAUUCUCCCUUGUAUUGUACUCGUAUGAGAUCUAUAUCCAGUCUCUACCUUUUAGUCUUUGGGCCGCACUAGCCUCUGCUGAUCUCACAAC
Stereum hirsutum FP-91666 SS1 is the source of this 757-nucleotide messenger RNA. Its product is annotated as histone-fold-containing protein. The transcript is spliced from 4 exons. The coding region runs from base 83 to 529 and encodes 148 amino acids. The record is from RefSeq and is a predicted model, not a curated record. Gene Ontology annotation, molecular function: DNA binding; structural constituent of chromatin; protein heterodimerization activity. Gene Ontology annotation, cellular component: nucleosome. Gene Ontology annotation, biological process: nucleosome assembly. NCBI's taxonomy places the organism in Eukaryota, Fungi, Basidiomycota, Agaricomycetes, Russulales, Stereaceae.